UAUUUUCCCACUUUUUUUCGGGUUUUGGUCUUCGCGAUCCUCUUGGCUCGUCUCUGUCGUCGACCAGUAGAGUCUUCUAUCUUCUUUUCACAGAUCUGCGUCUGGUAAUUUCACGUCGGAAAAGCUUCCAAAAUUUUAUCCCAAAAUCUUUCAGAAGAAAAGCAAGAAAACUUGCCGCUCCACCUGGAAAAAGUUCUGCAUGACCUCUUGACAUUUCUACAAUGUCAGGGUUGCUUAAUUCAUCUUUGAACGGAUCAACCUCAAAUCUUACCGACAACUCUGGGCGCUCCUACACAUCAUUCUCAGCUCAGUCUGGUGCAGCAUCUCCUGUUUAUCAUCACUCCGGAAGUGUGCAGGGGCUGCAUAAUAUUCAUGGGAAUUUCAAUGUUCCCAGUAUGCCAGGUACACUUGGAUCGAGGAACACAAGUAUAAACAUACCUUCAAGCAGUGUUCAGCAGUCCGGGAAUAGCCUUUCUAGUGGUCGGUUCACAUCAAACAAUCUUCCAGUUGCUCUUUCCCAGAUAUCUCAUGGCAGUUCACAUGGUCAUACAGGGAUGACGAGUAGAGGUGGUUUAAGUGUUGUAGGGAACCCAGGGUAUAACAGUAACACAAAUGGAGUCGGUGGUUCAAUUCCUGGAAUUCUUCCAACUUCUGCUGCUAUUGGUAAUCGAAGUGCUGUCCCAGGACUUGGAGUGUCCCCGGUUUUGGGAAAUGCCGGGCCAAGGAUGACAAGCUCAGUUGGAAACAUAGUUGGUGGGGGGAACAUGGGAAGGAACAUUAGCUCUGGUGUACUGUCUGUGCCUGGUCUGGCAUCACGUUUGAAUUUGACUGCCAAUAGUGGUUCUGGAAACUUGAAUAUUCAAGGACCAAAUAGGCUAAUGAGUGGUUCUCUUCAACAAGCUUCUCCACAGGUGAUGUCUAUGUUAGGAACCUCGUAUCCCCCUGCUGGUGGCCCACUAUCUCAAAAUCAUAUCCAAGCAGUCAACAAUCUUAACUCUAUGGGAAUGUUGAAUGAUAUAAAUUCAAAUGAUGCCCCUUUUGAUAUCAAUGAUUUCCCUCAACUAUCCAGCCGCCCUAGUUCUGCUGGAGGCCCUCAAGGACAAAUAGGUUCAUUGCGAAAACAAGGCCUUAGUCCUAUUGUUCAGCAAAAUCAGGAGUUCAGCAUUCAAAAUGAAGAUUUUCCAGCUUUGCCAGGGUUUAAAGGUGGCAAUUCCGAUUUUGCUAUGGAUCUACACCAGAAAGAACAGCAUCAUGAUAAUUCUGUUCCUAUGAUGCAGCAACAUUUUUCUAUGGGAAGAUCUGCUAGUUUUAGCUUAGGAGGAACUUAUUCAUCUCAUCGCCCACAGCAGCAUUCAUCAGUGAGCAGUAGUGGUGUCUCAUUUUCAAAUGUAAAUAAUCAAGAUCUACUUCACUCACAUGGUUCAGAUGUCUUUCAACCAUCCCAUUCAACUUUUCACCAGCAGCCUGGUGCAUCCUCUGGCUUAGGGUUGCGACCUCUUAAUUCUCCAAAUUCUGCUUCUGGUAUUGGUUCCUAUGACCAACUAAUCCAGCAGUAUCAGCAGCACCAAAAUCAACCCCAAUUCCGUCUGCAACAAAUGUCUGCUGUAGGUCAGCCAUACAGGGAUCAGGGCAUGAAAUCCUUACAGCCGCUAGUUACUCCAGACCCAUAUGGCUUGCUUGGUUUGUUAAGUGUUAUAAGAAUGAGUGAUCCCAACCUUACAUCCCUUGCUCUUGGAAUUGACCUGACAACACUGGGAUUGAACUUGAACUCGGCUGAUAAUCUGCACAAGACAUUUGGUUCACCGUGGUCUGAUGAGCCUGCCAAGGGUGAUCCAGAGUUCAAUGUGCCUCAAUGUUAUUACGCGAAACAACCACCUCCUCUGAAUCAAGCGUACUUCUCAAAGUUUCAGUUGGAUACUUUGUUUUAUAUAUUUUAUAGCAUGCCAAAAGAUGAGGCACAACUAUAUGCAGCAAACGAAUUGUAUAACAGAGGGUGGUUUUAUCACAGAGAGCAUCGGUUGUGGUUUAUGAGGGUUACUAAUAUGGAGCCUCUUGUCAAGACCAAUACAUACGAGAGAGGGUCUUAUAUUUGUUUUGACCCAAACACAUGGGAAACUGUUCGUAAGGAUAAUUUUGUGGUACAUUAUGAGACGUUGGAGAAAAGACCUGUGCUACCUCAACAUUAACCUUGGAGAUGUACUUGUCAGUGUAAAUUCUAUAACCGGGUAGUUUUUACCUGUAGUUUGUUUGUUGUUCAGUUUAUCCAUUGUUAGUAGUAUUUGCCUCAUUUGGGUUUAAAUGUAGAUGCUGUAUCUUUUAUUUGAUAAUCUUGAACUGUUAUUAGUUGAA
This is a messenger RNA of Ipomoea nil (Japanese morning glory), 2349 nucleotides long. RefSeq names its product probable NOT transcription complex subunit VIP2. Gene Ontology annotation, cellular component: CCR4-NOT core complex; P-body. Bases 222 to 2186 code for a protein of 654 amino acids. The record is from RefSeq and is a predicted model, not a curated record. Gene Ontology annotation, biological process: regulation of DNA-templated transcription; nuclear-transcribed mRNA poly(A) tail shortening. NCBI's taxonomy places the organism in Eukaryota, Viridiplantae, Streptophyta, Magnoliopsida, Solanales, Convolvulaceae. The transcript has 14 exons.